Schistocerca serialis cubense is the source of this 303-nucleotide messenger RNA. RefSeq lists its product as uncharacterized. Bases 1 to 303 code for a protein of 100 amino acids. Lineage: Eukaryota; Metazoa; Arthropoda; Insecta; Orthoptera; Acrididae. The transcript has a single exon. The record is from RefSeq and is a predicted model, not a curated record.
AUGGACGACGGUAGCGGCGGCGGCGGCAUGACGGCAGCCUCAGCAUCCAUCGGCGGCGGCGGUGGCGGCAGCGGCUUCGGCGGCGUGACGGCAGCCUCAGAAUACAUCGGCGGCGGCGGCGGCGGCGGCGGCGGCGGCGUGACGGCAGUCUCAGCGUCCUUCGGUUGCGGCGGCGACGGCGGCGGCGGCUGUCAGAGCCGCCUGUCCGGUGCAGGCGCCCGGACCAACAGCGGCGACGACGGCAGGCGCGCCCUCGGCGGAGGCGCGAGGGGCCGAUGCGGUUUCGGUGGCGUCGUGCGCUGA